AAGGGCUGACGUGUUUUUAGCCGCGGAAGGGUGAAAAUGGCGAAAUCGAAAUUUGCAAAGUGCGCGAAAAUAUUGGUUGUUUUUGACGUAAUAUCCGAUUGAUAAAGUAAAACGUUUACUUUUGUUGAAUUACAUAUAAGAAAAAAUAUAACUCUGUAGUAACAGUGAACUUGUCAUUCUCGUUUCUCUUUGAAAUUUUAAUACUAAACGACCUUUGGGUCUGUUUGUACACAGCGGUGCGUAGUGCACUGUGGGACAGCAAUGGUGGGCGCGUGAUUUUGAACAAAUUCGAGGUAUUAAAGGAACACCCAGGGUCGUAAUCAUGUCUAUAAAUAAAGGACAAAAUGCUAGAGCAUUAGUUGAACCAUUAGCUCUUGAUUCACGUACACUUGGUGAUGGAGACUUGAGUGCACUGAGUCUAUCGCAUAAUACUGAACAAUAUUCAUCCAAUGACUUUGAAGCAUUUGCAAAUAUUCAGGCUGAGUUAGAAUGCAUGAAUGCUGAAGAAGUUAUGACAACGGAUGAAGAGCAUAUAAUAAUUGGACGUAAUAUUGAGACUGAAACGAUUGUACCUGAUGUGGAAAUGACUGAAGUUUCUGAACAAGCUCAAGAGGAACAUAUUAUCUAUACAACAGCAAAUCAAAAUAAUCAAAAUAUUGUAUUUCAAACAAAACCAACGUUACAAAGGCUUCCUGCAUCCACAGUACAGGUAAAGUCAAAUGUUGGCCAAGUUACGCAAAGUCAGUCUAUUAUGAUAGUUUCUCCAGCUGGUGGUCAAGGUACUAGCCAAAUCUUAAAAAUUUCACAUCCGUCAACAGCAUCAGCUGGUCAAUUACAAUCAUUAGCUCAGACUCUUAUAACGGCAAAAUCUGCUGAUGGUAAUAUAGUUCAGUUAAGAUCUGCACAACCUAGUAAGCCUGUAAUGGCAACUAGUCAUUCAGGAAAUAUCACAUUAGGAAAUGUACAGAAUGCAAAAACAGCUCAGUCUGCUAUAAAACGUACUGCUCAAAGUACCUCUCAAAAUCGAAAUGUAUAUACAAAAAUGAUACUAACUGGAAAUCAAGCACCAUCAGGUCAACAAGUUCUUAUAGCAAGUUCUCAAAAUGAAAAUCAACAAACACAAGCAAUAAAAUUUUUAAACAAUAGUUCGUCAAGUCAAGAUGUUACAAGUCCAACAAAAACUAUAACAUUAGCACAAGCACAACAAAUGGGAUUACUUUCUACUAACAAAGUUCAGCAUAUUUUGCCCUCAACACCACAGAAACAAGUGAGUAUAAAGAAAAAAGGAAUAAUUGUAAAUAAAUUAGUGCAAUCAUCAAGUUCUCAACCCUCUAAAAUGACUAUAGUUCCAAGUAAUACAAUCAAAUCACCAACAAAGAUAUUACCUGCUCCUACAGUAAACACACAAGUUAAAGCUUCGACAAUUUCAAAUCAGCAAUCAACAUUUUCCUCUUCUAAUAAAUCAUCUGUCCAACAAAGUCCACAGAAAGUGAUUAUACGACAGAGUUCUUUAAAACCUGGAACUGUCCUUGGAAGUGGACAAGUUAUUAGAAUACCAGCAAAUCAAAACAUUGUUACUGGAUCUAAUCAAGUACAUCAAAUACAAAUGCCUGGCAGACAAGUGCAAUAUGUAAGAUUAGUUAGUACUCCAUCAUCAGGUACCACAAAUGUUGUUACUGUGGGUAAAACGAAAUCACAAACAACUUUACAAACUGUUGGAGUUGGCCAAAAAAUAGGAGGUCAACAACAGAUUGUCAAGGUAGUUCCAUUAAAUACUAGCAAUCAGCCAUUAAGGACAGUUGCACCUAAGGCUACAUUAACAGGAAGUGGGCAAAGAUUAUUAAUUCCAGCAACUGCAACAGUAGCCAACCAAUCAAAAAAUGCAGUUGCUAUCCCAGCAUCUGCUUUAAGUCAAUUAGCAUCUGGGCAAGCUGUUCUUUCAACUAAUUCGAAUGUGGGAAAUAUUGUAGUUUUACCAGCCCAAUAUAUUCAGCAACAGCCAGCAGAUGAUGUAAAAUUGAAAUCUCAACAAGCAACAUCUGGUUUACUAGGUAAUUCACAAAAUUUGCAGACUUCAACAGGGUCUUUAUCUGUGGGAUCUGUUAUAGAAAGUAAAAGUUCUCAAAGAUCAUAUACCAGUGUUGAGCCAAAUGGUAUUCGGCCGAGAAAACCAUGCAAUUGCACUAAAUCACAAUGUCUUAAAUUAUAUUGUGACUGCUUUGCGAAUGGAGAAUUUUGUCAUAUGUGCAACUGUAAUAACUGUUCUAAUAAUCUUGGAAAUGAAGAGGAAAGACAACGCGCUAUUAAGUCCUGUUUGGAGCGAAAUCCAAAUGCUUUUCGUCCAAAAAUUGGCAAAGGUCGUGAAACUGGCGAUGAUAUACGUAGACAUAACAAAGGUUGUAACUGUAAACGAAGUGGAUGUUUAAAGAAUUAUUGUGAAUGUUACGAGGCUAAGAUUCCUUGUUCUGCUAAUUGUAAAUGUAUAGGGUGUCGUAAUGUAGAAGAACCGAAUUUAGAGAAGAAAUCUUUAAAAGACCUAGCUGAAGCAGCUGAAGUGAGAACUGCACAACUUACGCUAAAUAAGACAAAAUUACAAUUAUCGGAGAUGGCUUUUAGGCCACCUGCUACAUCAAAUACUGGUGCAAGGCAACCAUUUAAUUUUUUGACUGACAAAGUAGUACAAAUAACGUGUGAGUGCUUAAUGGCGCAAGCUGAUGAAGCAGAACGUAACAUGUUUGAUGAUGAAACAUCACAAAGACUUAUAAUCGAGGAAUUUGGUCGCUGCCUCAAGGAAAUCAUAGAAUCAGCACACAAAGCUGAAGCUACCUAGCAGGUACACUCUAAGGAAAACUAUAAUGUUCAAAAUGUUCGAAGUUUGCGGACCUAUCCUGAAGUCACAAAAUUGAAGAUGUUAGUUAUUGGUACUUCUUAAUUUGAUAAUUGGUCAUACUAACUAUAUACAAGUGUUACAUACCAAAGAUAAUGGUAAAAGGUAUUAAAAUGUUAUACAUUCAACCGUUUUCUUAUUUUGUCUUACUAAUAUAUAAAAGGUUUUUUUUAUAAUUAUAAAUUGCAUAUACGUACUUUCGAAAUUAUAGAUAUGUUUAUUAUAGCAUAGUGAGU
This is a messenger RNA of Bombus pascuorum, 3123 nucleotides long. Its product is annotated as protein lin-54 homolog. The record is from RefSeq and is a predicted model, not a curated record. The transcript is spliced from 12 exons. Gene Ontology annotation, cellular component: nucleus. Gene Ontology annotation, biological process: regulation of DNA-templated transcription. Lineage: Eukaryota; Metazoa; Arthropoda; Insecta; Hymenoptera; Apidae. The coding region runs from base 323 to 2830 and encodes 835 amino acids.